Molecule: messenger RNA, 2140 nt
Organism: Nerophis lumbriciformis (worm pipefish)
Lineage: Eukaryota; Metazoa; Chordata; Actinopteri; Syngnathiformes; Syngnathidae
Gene: dnajc5gb
Product: DnaJ (Hsp40) homolog, subfamily C, member 5 gamma b
Source: RefSeq, a predicted model, not a curated record
GCUUCCGUUCUUCCCGCCGCUAAGCUAAAUAAGCUAAACUUCAGCUGUUUUGUCAGCAUGAAGACGCCGGUUUGACACCACAACAACCCGCUCCUGAGCCACACUUCAUGGGUCACACACAGUCGGCCUAAACACUGUGGACUUCAUGAUAUAACCCUAACCCAUCGAACACGCCACAAUCAGAUCUUUCAACAAUGGAUGACCCCAACAGACCCCAGCGGAAGAUGUCCACAGCCGGUGACAGCUUGUACAAAGUCCUGGGCCUGCAGAAGGGAGCAACACCCGAAGAGAUAAAAAAGGCAUACAGGAAGCUGGCAUUGAGGCACCACCCCGACAAGAACCCCGACAACCCGGAGGCGGCGGAAAUGUUCAAAGAGAUCAACAACGCCAACUCCAUCCUCAGCGAUGAGAACAAGCGCGUCAUCUACGACGAGUACGGCUCCAUGGGCCUCUACGUGGCCGAGCAGUUCGGGGACGAGAGCGUCAAGUACUACUUCCUCAUGUCCAAGUGCUGGUUCAAGGCCCUUCUGGUGUGUUGCGGGAUCUUCACCUGCUGCUGCUGUUUCUGCUGCUGCUGCUUCUGCUGCGGGAAGUGCAAGCCCUCCGAGGAAGCCGAGGACACGUUCUACGUCAACCCCGAGGACCUGGAAGCCGAAAUCAAAGAGCAGGAGGAGGCACGAGACGCUGUAAUUGUUAUUCAGCCAAGCUCUUCCACCAAUGCCGACGGCUCGGGCGAAGUUGGUGACGCCGCGUCAGGCGAGGACACGCCCAUCGUCAUUCAGCCCUACGCCAGCAACGGAGACAUCCACCUGUCAGUGGAGUGAACCCUGCUGGUCCUGGACUGGGCUUUAGAGUAUGCAUCGAUGCAAAAACAUCCCAGAGGUUUUUUUUUGUUUUUUGUUUACAUCAGCAGUUAUUUUUGUUUUUAGGUGCCACACUUUUUUCUUUUUCUUCUUCCUAGCCUCCAGUUAUUUAUGUUUUUCAAAUGCAUCUGGAAUGUAGUCACAUGACCAAAGCCUCGUCUCCUCAUGCACUUUAAACAUGCUAACCGUGUCAAAGUGCCAAAUGACGCCACAGUGGUUGGAUAUACAGUGUUCCCUCGCCACUUUACGGCCGUUUUUAAACUUGUAAAUAGGUGUUUUUUUUAUGUAUUUGUAUUAUAACUUCUAUCUCAUAUAAUCAGCAAUAGAUAAUAGAAGGAGGCGCCACACCCCUAUUUGAUUAGCAGGGUAUUACAUUGUUGUCGACGGCACGGAAACAGUUGCAGAAGAAACUGUGUAUUGAUAGUUUAGUAUUUUAUGUUGGCAAUAAAGUGAACCGCAAUAAUAAGCAAGUUAUGAUUUAUUUUCAGUAUGUAAGGCAUUGUAUUACACCAUCUAAACGGGCCGAUACAUCGCUAGGCAUGUCUAUGUAGUUAUAUCUAUGUUACCAGUAGAGGUCGGACUCUUUAGGCACCUCAAGAUUUGAUCCUACUCUGAUUGUCGGGGCGAUUUUUCCAAUUCAGAAUAGAUUUUUGAUUCAACACGAUUCUCGCAAUGUAUUAUUUAGUAUCGUCGGGCUGAAAACUGUUUUAUAUCGAGCAAUAUCGAUAAUUAUCAUUGGUUAUGACCUAUCGAAAAUCAGGAGCAAUAGUGAAAUGGAUCAGGUGGAAACAUUUUCAUUUCAAAUGUUACCUUCCAAUGAUUAUAAUCCCCUCUGCUAUCUAAACAGGAAGGAAAUGUCAACGCAAACAAUGCAAAGAAAAUUGUUAACAUUUAAAAUGAAGGCACAAAUGUGUAACAAAACAGUGCAAAGUGCGAAAAUAUAAACAUAGAGAAAUCUGAGAAUAAGUCAUUUUCUGUGGUUUUAGUGCCAGCUGUGCUCUAAAGGGUGAGCGCAGCUAAACCGGGUCUUGCAUCAUUUACAGACCACAUUGAUUUGACCAGGGUCCCUUUGGGGGGAAAAAAACAAAAACUGCCAUACUGUCGAGGUGACUUUUCCUCUUCUGUAGACAAUUUCUUCAUUUUUACACCAUCCAUCCAUCCAUCUUCUUCCGCUUAUCCGAGGUCGGGUCGCGGGGGCAGCAGCCUAAGCAGGGAAGCCCAGACUUCCCUCUCCCCAGCCACUUCGUCCAGCUCCUCCCGGGGGAUCCCGAGGCGUU